ACAAUUACAAGAACGAUAUAUAAGAACGACGUCGGGUUAGGACUACAAAAACCUGAAAACCUUUUUUCUUCUCAUCUCCAAGACAAAACUCUCGAACUUGUUUCUCAGUUUGCUUUAAGAUUAUUCGAUUUUGUCAUCAGCUCUCAAUCAAUGAGGAAUUCGGUGAAUCGGCCACCAACACCAGAUGAUACAGCGGAGGAGGAGGAGAAACAACCGACCCUUCAUGAAACAAUUAAUAUUAAGUUAAUUGAGAGUGGAGAGAAGGAAAGAUUAACGGAGCUUUUAAGAGAAAGGCUUAUUGAGUGUGGAUGGAAAGAUGAAAUGAAAGCUCUUUGCAGGGCAUUUAUAAAGAAGAAAGGAAGGAACAAUGUUACUGUGGAUGACCUUGUACAUGUAAUUACACCCAAGGGCAGAGUCUCAAUUCCUGAUUCUGUAAAGGCUGAGCUGUUGCAAAGAAUCCGUUCUUUUCUCGUUCAGGCUGUUGUUUGAUACGCCAGUCCAAUUUCCUAAAUUAUGUAGUAGUAGGAAAGCUGAAGUUGAUGAAUGGGAUGGAAGCUUUGUUUAUCAUCGUUUUGUCGAGGUCUCUUGAAAAGUGGAGGCAGCUAAGAUUUACUAUGCAUUUUGCAAAACGAAGGGAAUGGGAUAUCAGUUUGUGCUUCAGGCUUGAAUGAAGGCUCAUCAUCUUCUAGCUUUUAACCAUAGGAUCCGAAGAUUACUCUGUAGUUGUAAUGUUUGACAAUAUAAAUAUUUGCACGUCGACUAUUCUGUUAUUUUUGUGUGCCAUACUGUGCUGCCAUUUUCAAAAUGAAACUAUUUGGCUAGGAAGAUUUGGAAUUCAA
Molecule: messenger RNA, 839 nt
Organism: Populus nigra (black poplar)
Lineage: Eukaryota; Viridiplantae; Streptophyta; Magnoliopsida; Malpighiales; Salicaceae
Product: transcription and mRNA export factor ENY2
Exons: 5
Coding region: 151-489 (112 amino acids)
Biological process (GO): regulation of transcription by RNA polymerase II; positive regulation of DNA-templated transcription; poly(A)+ mRNA export from nucleus
Cellular component (GO): DUBm complex; nuclear pore; SAGA complex
Molecular function (GO): transcription coactivator activity; chromatin binding
Source: RefSeq, a predicted model, not a curated record